AUGGAACAAUCUGUCACCACUUUGCCCCCUGUCAAGCGAUACAUCGCGACCCACGAUGCCAACGGCAAGAGCGUCUAUCUUGACUCACCUCCACAGCAAUACUUCCCUGUUCCCGGCGUGGGUGGACUUGCCCGUUCCUUUUCCGUGUCGUCGGUUCCGGCCAAACUGGAGAACGACGAGGACGUGAAAGCAUAUCUCGGCAAAGAAGGACCAACCAGCUGGACGAAUCCAAGCAUUGUCACACCAAGCGGUGUGAAUCUCCUCAUCGUGGAUCUGGCGCCUGGAGGAACGAGCGUCAUGCACCGGACCGUGUCCAUUGACUUUUCGGUCUGUAUCAUCGGGGAAAUUGAGCAUGAGCUGGAUGGUGGAGAGAAGGUCUUGUUGAAGCCGGGAGAUCAUAUCGUCCAACGAGGCACCAUGCAUCGAUGGCACAACGCCUCCAAGACUGAGCCAGCGAGAUUUAUAGCCACGACUGUCUCUUGUCUGCCAUUCGACAUUGCCGGCAAACAGCUGGAGGAGGUCCAUCUUCCGCGGGAGCCACAAGAGAAGUUGUGA
Molecule: messenger RNA, 555 nt
Organism: Fonsecaea multimorphosa CBS 102226
Lineage: Eukaryota; Fungi; Ascomycota; Eurotiomycetes; Chaetothyriales; Herpotrichiellaceae
Exons: 1
Coding region: 1-555 (184 amino acids)
Source: RefSeq, a predicted model, not a curated record